CGGAUGCGGACACAGGCGGGGACACGUGCGGAGUGAUGGCGCGGGAGGGCGUGGGGCUCUUCGCCGCGUUCCGGGUCCUCGGCCGCUUCAGCGGGCCGGUCCCGCAUGUCCUGCGCUAUCACGGCCGCCACCGGGAAUUCUACCUCGCCGCCGCCGUCGGCCGCAGCGUCCAUACCUACAAUGUGAAGAAGCUUGGUAUUGUUGCUGUGAGUAAUACUUUGCCAGAAGACAUCACAUGUUUGGCAGCAGAUCGCAUGUUGAUAUUUGCUUCAUACGACAAUAUUCUCCAUGCUUUUGCCAGGAACAAAGAGGUGGUUCAUACCUAUGAAGGCCACAACGCAAGGAUACACCUUCUGCAGCCUUUUGGUGAUCAUAUCAUCUCUGUGGAUGUUGAUAAUGUUCUUAUCGUUUGGAAUAUACAGUCAGAAGAAGUAUAUCUUCAAAUGGAUUUUGAUAAAGCCACUUUUGCAGUUUCUGCACUUCUGCAUCCCAGCACCUAUCUGAAUAAAAUUCUCAUUGGGAGUGAGCAAGGAACCUUGCAGCUGUGGAAUAUAAGAUCAAACAAACUCUUGUACUCGUUUCCAGGAUGGGGCUUAGCAGUCACAACUCUUGAACAAGCUCCAGCAGUGGAUGUUGUUGCUGUUGGCCUUGUGUCUGGUCAUAUUAUUGUACAUAAUAUUAAGUAUGAUGAGACUCUGAUGAAAUUCCAGCAGGACUGGGGUCCCAUCACAGCAAUAUCUUUUCGUACAGAUGGACACCCAGUAAUGGCAGCUGGUAGCCCAGUUGGACACAUUGCUUUGUGGGAUCUAGAAGAGAAGAAACUGAUGUGUCAGAUGCAAGAUGCCCAUUCCACAGCAAUAGCUGGCAUGACAUUUGUCCCUGGAGAGCCACUUCUUAUUACUAAUGGUGCUGAUAAUGCUCUGCGGGUUUGGAUUUUUGAUGGACCUGGUGGUACAGGUCGCAUAUUGAGAAGCCGAAUGGGCCAUAGUGCACCGCCAACAAAAAUCAGAUAUCAUGGGCAAAAUGGAAAGCAAAUUCUUAGUGCAGGUCAAGACGGAACAUUGCAAUCUUUUUCAACAGUGCAUGAAAAAUUCAAUAAAAGCUUAGGACAUGGUUCAAUCAAUAAAAAGAAAUCAAAAAAGAAAGGCCUUAAGCUGGAUACGAUGGCACUUCCACCUAUUACAUCCUUUGCUUCAGAAGUGGCACAUCAGAAUGACUGGGAUGGUAUUGUUGCCUGCCAUCAAGGGUAUAUAACCUGUACAACCUGGAACUAUCAGAAAACCUCCAUGGGAGCUCACAAACUCAGGCCAGAAGAAUUUAGCAAACACAAACCUGUUGACAUAUAUGCAACAGCAGUUGACAUUACCUCAUGUGGUAACUUCGCUGUAAUUGGGAUGUCAACUGGACAGGUAGAUGUGUAUAACAUGCAGUCUGGCAUUCACAGAGGGCGUUAUGGCAAAGAAACAGCACAUGAAGGGGCUGUUAGAGGAGUAGCAGUGGAUGGAUUGAACCAGCUGGUAAUCACAGCUGGAAGUGAAGGAUUAAUUAAAUUUUGGAAAUUUAAAGUGAAAGAUCUGGUUUAUUCCACUGAACUUUCUUCUUCUCCAAGUGGAAUUCUGCUUCACAGAGACAGUGGUAUUCUAGGAAUUGCCUUUGAUGACUUCACUAUUAGUGUUUUGGAUGUAGAAACCAGGAAGAUUGUCAGGACAUUCUCAGGACACCAUGGACAGAUUAAUGACAUGACUUUCAGUCCUGAUGGUCGUUGGCUGAUAACUUCAUCAAUGGACUGUUCCAUUAAGACUUGGGACCUUCCCUCUGGAUGUCUCAUAGAUUGUUUUUUGGUAGACUCUGCAGCUGUGAGCCUUACUAUGUCCCCUACAGGAGAUUUUCUGGCUUCAGCACAUGUGGAUGAUCUUGGAAUUUAUUUGUGGUCAAACCGUUCUUUAUAUUCACUUGUGUCAUUACGGCCACUUCCUGCAGAUUAUGAACCAUCUUUGGUGACACUCCCCAGCACCUGCCAGAUGCAAGACAUGGAUGUGUCAGGAGAUGAAGAGCCAUGUGAUGAAAUGAUAGAAUAUGUCUCACCUGAGCAACUGGGACAGCAGCUGGUGACCCUUUCCUUGUUACCGGAAUCAAGGUGGAAAAAUCUCAUCAACCUUGAUAUUAUCAAGAAAAAAAAUAAACCAAGAGAUCCACCAAAAGUUCCAAAGUCAGCACCUUUCUUCAUCCCAACACUUCCUGGUCUUACACCCCGAUACAUUCCACCAGAGGAGGAAAAUGAUAGACAGUCGAAGGUAGUAAACUUUGGGGUGCUGGCGCAGAAAUCUGAUUUCUACAUUCAUCUUGAAGAAGCCCUGAGCACCAAUGAAUAUAAAGCUCCACUUGACUUACUGAAAAGUUUGGGGCCAUCUAAUAUUGAGUUAGAACUACGGGGUUUGGCCCCUGAAGGUGGUGGCUCAAUGGAGGUCAUGCUGAGCUUUCUGAGGAUGAUUGGGGUGAUGCUGAGCACGAAGUACAACUUUGAACUCACUCAGGCAUACCUGGCACUAUUUCUAAAGUUACAUCUUAAGAUUCUCUCAUUGGAGCCAAAACUCUUGGAAGAAUUAUCCAAAUUGUCAAUGCAACUUGAGGAAACUUGGAUUCAUUUGCGGGCUCUCUUCAAUCAGAGUCUGUGUGUUUUAACAUACAUGAAAAGUGCUUUGCUGUAAAAUACUUCAGGGUUUUGUCUGCUGAUUUCCCUCAGAGUAAUAAUACAAUUUAUUACCAAAAAUACUGGUUUCCAAAACUCCUACCGGGUCUUGGAAUUGUAGAAUCAUUAAGGUUGGAAAAGACUUCAUAGACCAUCAAAUCCAACCUUCUGUUGGAUACUACCCUGUCCACUAAGCCAUAUCACUUAAGUGCCAGACUAUUAAUUUUUUUGAAUGAAACGAAAUCCCUGAUUUUCCAGGGAUGGUGAUUCCACCAUCCUGUUCCAGUUCUUCUGGUGCUGUAUUUUAUACAUCUACAUAUGGCAGAGUUUCUGGAACAUGCAUAACUGCCUAUUUUUGUUCACUUAGUUGGACAACAAAUUACUACAUAGAGCUAAAAUGUUUGUUGUGUUGUCUGUGCUGUCAAUGCACAGACAUUUGGAUUCAAGGCCCUGAGCAACCUGUCUUUGUAGAAGGUGCCCCAGACCAUGGCAGGGGGUUGAAAGUAGAUGAUCUUUAAAGUUCCUUCCAACCCAAGCCAUUCAAUGAUUCUCUGAUUCUAUGGCUGCAUAAAAUGUAGUUCACAAUGGAGAAAUUACAUGUGGAAAAAAAAGAAGUGGGAAUGUAACUUCCAUGCAGGAGACCAAAACCUAUAUUUUUCUUAAUAAAGUCAUUGUUGAUGGAAAAAUAAAACAAAAAGUCUGAAUUGUUAAUACUUUAUUAACAUUAUUUUAAAGCUAAUUAAUCUAAAAAAAUCGUCUUCCUCUGCAAUUAAACCGCUCUUCUUACGAUGUUUGUAAAAUCAGUUGUCUUCUCACUUUUGCAGGCAUCUGUUUCUCAAUGCAAAGAUUUCUAGCUGUAUUAAAAUGAUUGAAUUUCAAAAAACCCUAACAACCCAAGCACCAAACUAAACAAACAAAAACAGACUUCAUGGAACCCCAGUUUCAUAUGAAAAUUGUGUCUUUUCUUAAGGAGGGAAGAUUACUGGCAAAAAAAGCUUUGUUUUGAGGAUUUUUUAAAUUAAAUCACAUGGGGUUUUUUACAAUUUGAUAUUUAGGUUUGAGACCAUAAGGUUUGAGCGUUGUUUGUGACCUCAUGAAAUUAUCUUGACCUUAGUCAUUUGAGAGUACCUCCUCCCAGCAGAAGAAUCUCCUGAACAAGGCCUUUGCUCUAUUUCACAUGCUCAAGCUAUGUACACAGAACAACAAAGUAACUAAUACAAAUAUAUGCAAUGUCAAUGAGUAAAUUUGAAAGGUGAUUCAUUGCAUUUGACAGAAGACUGAAGCAAUAGUGUGGGUCAGCUUUUUUUUUUUUUAACGCCAUCACGCUGUAGAGCCCCCUUUAGUCAUGUGACCAGAACAAAUUAUCUGCAAACAGACUCACACAACAAUAGAAGGGCUUGGGUUGAAAGGGAUGUUAAAGAUCAUACACUUCCAGCUCCCUACCAUGGGCGAGAACACCUUUCACUAGACCAGGUUGCUCAGGGCCCCUUCCAACCUGACUGGAUACUUCCAAGGAUUGGGGCAUCCACAGCUUCUCUUGGUAACCUGUCAUGGUGUCUCACCAUUGUCAUAGGGGAGGAUUUCCUGUUAAUAUCCAAUCUGAACAUACUGUCCUUGAGUCUAAAGCCAUCAUGUACACACAAGGUUUCUUACAAAGUUUGCUGCUUAGAUUAAAGAAAAUCCUUUGUAGCACAGAAGUAUUAUUUUCUGGUGAUAUUAUUCUUGACAACCCAUUGCUCCCAAUUUAUUGUAUUGAUCUGAAGUUGUCCAAAAUCCCUUAAUGUAAUAUUUAAUGAACCUCUCAGCUUGCAGGUGUUGCUGUAAGGCAUUACUCCUUUAGAAGAUCUUACAGAAUAGUUUUCUGAAUAAAGACAAAAUGUUCAAAGAUUAAGGCAGUAUUUGCAGACCUGCCUUAGUAGAAGGAGGAAGAGUGGAUAAAGAGCUUUCAUCUUCAAUCAGAGGAAGGGUCUGACAAGCCCCCUAUUCUGUCUCCAUCUGGAGGAAGGAAAAUGUAUAGCAGCCUGGUCAUGUAUAAAGUGAUCUUUUCUCAAGCAUAUCACAGCACCUUUCAUCAGACAGCGAUUAGAUACUCUCUGACCCAGCUGUAGCCUGGCAGUUGUGUUUAAUGUUCUGUGACAGAUCUUUUAUUCUCUGUGAGAACUAAUCUCCUUUAGAACCCAUUUAUCCUUCACAAUAUCCUGUAGUAAUGGGGCCUACAAUUUAAUUAAUGGGAAUAAUAUAUUCCUGUUUAUAUACUCUACACCUGCUAUCUUCUAAUGUAUGUCCCUCUUUGAAUGUGAGAAAUGCCAGUUGUGCUCUAGUCUUCAGGUUUCACAGACUGCCUCAGAGCACGGUGAAAGGGUUUCUACUCAUUAAGGACGUACUUUGUUUUGCUAAGUGCACGUCUGCUUUUUCACUGACAUUGAAUUACCCUUUUCUGGGCAGAGAUGUUUAAAUCUGUAUGUACAAGAUUUGUCUACAAAGCCUUUAGGGAUUGUAGAGUAGGGUGUUUUUUCCUCUUCUGUUUUCAUGGUUCAUGGUUUCAUUCUGCUUGAUGUAAUCAUAAGGAAAAACUCUGCUAAACAGGCUAUAUUCUUAAAAUAGAAUCAUCAUGGGAAUUUUUGUGAAUAAUGUAUGUAUAGCACAGUUGACAUGAUGUUUACAGUCUGUAUGACCUCAUUAAAUGUGUUUAAUGCAGUUUCUUGUAUCAUACACCUGAGUUUAAAGUCCACCUGGAGCACUUCAGUAACUUCCUUCAGAAUAUAGUAUGUAGAUCUGAGUGGUAUCUCACCUUUAUUCUUACGUUUUUUUCUCAACGUUCCUACUCAUCACUGCCAUUUCAGGGGUGUUUUACUAUUAUUAGCGCUGUAGAGUCUUCCACUAGUGGUUCUGGUUGCUUCAUGUUCUUGGUCUUUUAUUUUGUCCUUUUUACCCCACAUCAAAAUGAUGAACAACUUGCCAUUAACAAAAAAAAUCUUCAUAAAUAACAAAUAAUUUCCUCUUGCUAGUGCAUGAAAGUAGAUAUUUCACCUGCUAUUGCCUAUAUUACUCCUUUACCUGAGUCAUCAGACAGUUUUAUGUGCUAUUAGUCAAAAAUGGUUGAUUACAAGUGUUAACACACAUGAAAACUGGAUUUGAUAUGGGUGUUCUGUUGUGUAAGAAUUCACUUUAGCAUGGUGCUUUUGUAAUGGCAUAUGCAGUAGGAUGUGGAAAAAGUUCUAGAUGGAUAAAGGGAUAUAGUUGUUAACUCUAUGUUUUCUUCCAAGCAAGGCAGUAUCUAGGGAUUUUGCCAUUCUUACCCAAUGCCAAGUGCAUCUUAAGCUAGCUCUGAGUAGCAGCUUGCUGUUAAAAUUCUCCAUGUUAUUGUGUGUCACAGCACUCCUUCCAAGCUCCUUCUCCAGCCUGUGCUUGCCUCUGUUCCUGUGCUUCCUUUUCACCAUGAUUUUCUCAGCUCAUUUGGUUCCUGAGUGCAGCUGCUGCUCUUAGCAACUCCUGCAUGCAGUAGUCCUGUCAAGUCAGGUCUCUACUUCCACUAUUUUCUUUUGACUGUUUUUUUUCCAAACAGACUUGGUACUCAUGGUUGUUUUGACUCUAAGCCUGGUAGUUGGACCUUGCUACCUGAAUUUGCUACGGAGUGGAUUCAGAUGCUGCACUGUGAACUUUGCUUUUCUCUGAACCGUAAGAAACCUUCAGUCCUAGUAGUCUUUGCUUUUCUUUUUCAUUCAGGUUAGAAUAGAGAUGUUAUGACAUGAUGCAUGCAAAUAUGAAGAGAGAGUAAAAGGAUACCAAUGUUUACAUUGGCUACAUUGUUCAGUAGCCAAUGCCGACCUGACUUAAAGCACUCCAACAUUUUGUACAUUGCAAAUUUAACUCUUCUUCAAGAAAAAUGUUAGAAAGAUGUUGUAUCUAUGCAAGUUGUCAUACUGCAAGUGUUGUAGUCCUAGAGUUAGGAAACUGGAAAAUACUACUUUGCAUUCUGUGAAUUAGAAAAGGCUGGGCUUUGUUGACAUAUUUGAACUCUGUUAACAGGCUGUGUUGAAGGAGUUUAGCAUGAAGGAUCAUUGUUACAUAAGUAGUUUCCCAGCUUGUCUUUUGGCAUCAGCUGAUGUUUCCUGAGUAUUGUAUGUUAAUCUUCUCAGCACCAUCACCAUGUGUAUCUUAAGAAUUACUUGUUUUAUGAAAAAAUUUCUUUUAAUAAAAAUAAUUUACCUUUUUAGAGAUGAGGAAUCCAGUCAGUGUCUUCUUUGAUGCAAGUGCAAGGACUGGCAUCCUCUACUUUUUGAUAUGCAGUAUGUGUUAGAGGAGACAAAAAUGCUGUCAUUAAAUGUCCUUAACCCCUGUGCUUUUCUUUUUGUGAAGCAGUGGUGAAUUCAAAGCAAAAUGAAAGAUAAAAUAACUAAGAUUUUCAUACCCUGCCUGUUAUGUGUUCUGAUUAUGUCUUCCCAGAAGGAUUACAUGAGCUCUCUGAUGCUUGUUGCACAUCACAGAGCUUUGCUUUUGUUUAGUAGCAAACAAAACAAGUUAGUCUCUGAAAAAUUACUUGCCUCCACUGAUGUGUGCACUGCUGGUUUGUGAAACAGUUUAUGUGGCUAAGUGGAAUUACAU
Hirundo rustica (Barn swallow) is the source of this 7294-nucleotide messenger RNA. RefSeq names its product WD repeat domain 36 (gene WDR36). Gene Ontology annotation, molecular function: protein binding. Gene Ontology annotation, cellular component: small-subunit processome; Pwp2p-containing subcomplex of 90S preribosome. The transcript is spliced from 23 exons. The coding region runs from base 36 to 2708 and encodes 890 amino acids. NCBI's taxonomy places the organism in Eukaryota, Metazoa, Chordata, Aves, Passeriformes, Hirundinidae. Gene Ontology annotation, biological process: rRNA processing. The record is from RefSeq and is a predicted model, not a curated record.